AUGGUCUAUUUUCAGAUCUAUCUAUCUAUCUAUCUAUCUAUCUAUCUAUCUAUCUAUCUAUCUAUCUAUCUAUCUAUCUAUCUAUCUAUCUUGUUCUAUAUUUUCCUUAUCUAUCUAUCUAUCUAUCUAUCUAUCUAUCUAUCGUCUUCAGAUCUAACUCAGUAUUUUCCCUAUCUAUCUAUCUAUCUAUCUAUCUAUCUAUCUAUAUUGUUCUCUUCAGAUCUAUCUCUGUCUUUUCCUUAUCUAUCUAUCGUCUUCAGAUCUAAUUCAGUAUUUUCCUUAUCUAUCUAUCUAUCUAUCUAUCUAUCUAUCUAUCUAUCUUGUUCUCUUAAGAUCUAUCUCUUUCCUUUCCUUAUCUAUCUAUCUAUCUAUCUAUCUAUCUAUCUAUCUAUCUAUCUAUCUAUCUAUCUAUCGUCUUCAGAUCUAAUUCAGUAUUUUCCUUAUCUAUCUAUCUAUCUAUCUAUCUAUCUAUCUACAUCGAAGAACAGAGCACACGCUAUAUUACAACUGGUUUGGUUUCUUCUUCUCUUCAGCAUAUUUUGCAGCGUCGGGGAAUCGACAGUAGCGGGAAUAGUUGGCGGACGACUUUUAACGCAGAAAAGAAUUCAGUCACAAUUACAACACUUUUUAUUUUCGUCUUUUCUUUCUUUGUCUUUCUAUCCUUCUUUUUAUUCCCUCUUUCUUCGAACUCUGAGGAUAUCUAUAUUGAUUUAUUUCGAUCCUUAUCUUUAUAUUUCAUUCAUUACCUUUAAUCUUGCGUCUCCUUUCUAUCUUUUUUCUUUCUCGUUUCUCCUAAGUGAUAUUUGCUUCUUUCCUUGGUAA
Messenger RNA from Acanthosepion pharaonis, 822 nucleotides. The record is from the annotation of a GenBank genome assembly. Lineage: Eukaryota; Metazoa; Mollusca; Cephalopoda; Sepiida; Sepiidae.